GGGCUUCCAGACUUUUCUGUUCAGUCCUUCAGCUGCUGUUCCCGCUCUCUCUCCUCUUUCCCUCCCUCUCUCCUCUUUCCCUUCGGGUUCGCCGGCUGUGCUUCUGUUCUCGGCUUCGGGCGUCUUCUGCGUUGUGCUUGAGGUAUGGUUCUGCUCGUCUCUUCUCCCCCCCGUCCCCGGGUGUGCGAUGUGUAUUUUGGUGUUGUCAUUUGGUUCUUCUUGGACGGUGAGUUUGUGUUUUGGGUUAUGCAGGCUGGCUUCUGAUUGUUGGUGUUGGUUGUGUCUUUGAGCCAUUUGUGUUUUGUGUUCCGGGGUUGAGUGAUGUGCUUUCGCUUGUUUUAUUUUAUUUUUCGUGCUGCUGCUUUGUGAUUGUUUUCGCUAGAAAGGUCUAUUUAGCUUUGUUGUUUGGUGCUUCUGUGGCUUCCGGUUGCGGGGGCUGUAUUUUCGUGCUUGAGAUGUUGUUCUUUUCUUGUCUUUGUGAGUAAAGCUUUGUGUGUGCGUUGCUGUGCGUUUUCUCGUGCUUCAACGGUCUACAUUUUUUAGCUACUUCGGUCAUUUAUGUUAUGUGGUCGCAUUGUUUUUUUGGGGAGUUAGGUCUGUUUUUUGUCGUUUGUUGUGUUUUGGUAUUUGCUCGUUUUUGUUUCGUCUGCAGAAUGGCGGUUCGGGUUCCGUUUCUGCGUUGGGAUGUCAUUACGAACCCUUCUGUCAUAUCUGAAAGAGGGGUGCUUUAUUAUCUGGAAACUGCUCAGGGUGAACAGGUGGUUGCUGCUGUUCGAGUGCGUGGUCAAAACAAUCAAUUGGUUUACAAACCAUUACCUCAGUUUCUCGAGGAUUAUCAGGGUGUUCUGAAUUUAGGUGAUGUUGGUGUGUGGAGUUAUGGUUUUCAAUUGAAUGCGUGGUUAGAUGAUAUUGUCUACCAUUCGUUUGUGCGGUACAGUGAGGAAGCUGUUGACCAGUGUUGGUAUAUCAAGGAUUUUUCUCUUCCCGUUAUCGCUGAGGUUGCCUCGUUCUCUUUGCCAGUACUUCAGGGCAGAUGGUUCUGGCACUUGGGUUAUCCUCAGGCAUGGAUUGAAGGCAUGGUCGGUUCAGGUUGUUAAUCAAGAGUUCCGCAAUGGCUGGGAUGAUUUUCGUGAAGCACAUGGCUUAAAAGCAGACCACAAGAUUGUUUUUGGGUGCGAGCGCAAGUGGGUCUUUCAUACUAUUAUGUUUGAUGCAGAUGGCCGCGAGCUUGUGUUUGAUUGGUCAGGUCCAAAUGGUCACUGGCAAGAUUUACCGCCUUUGGCAGGUGGAGUGCGCACUGCUUGCUUGCCAUCGACUUUGACACCACACAAUGCGGUCGUCAAGUUUGUCUAUUUCAAUGUGUAUGGCCCUGAGUUACGCACUGGGAUUGAAACCCGGCUUCGGUAUGUCUUCAGAAUGCUUGCACUUGAACAAAUGGUUGUCAAGAUGGCAGAUCGUACUUGGAUUAUUCCUAUCCAGGAUCUGCGCCUCAAUGUCGAUGCCUUCAACCAAUUGGCUGCCUCGCUCCAUGUGCAGUGUCUUAACCAUAUCAUGUUUGUGAUGUUGCCUACCAUUGAAUUCCGAGUAAUAGUCUUUGACGGUCGCUACGACAGUGAAAGGAUCUACGAUUGGUUUUAGGCCAGUCAUUCAGGGGUUGUGCAGUACAUUUUGUGCCGUUGUGCGCUUGUGUGGUGUUGGAUGUCUUGCAUGCAUCCUUUUUGGAAACCUAAUAGUUGUGUGUCACUUCUCGGUGUUAUUAGCGUACGCUGCAAGACUUUCCCUUUUACCUCCUUUAAGACUUUGACAUGGUCCUUCUUGCUACUUUUAUUCUAGAUAUGCAGUUUAUGUUUCCUGCUCA
Messenger RNA from Rhododendron vialii, 1858 nucleotides. RefSeq lists its product as uncharacterized. Bases 904 to 1638 code for a protein of 244 amino acids. The transcript has 6 exons. The record is from RefSeq and is a predicted model, not a curated record. NCBI's taxonomy places the organism in Eukaryota, Viridiplantae, Streptophyta, Magnoliopsida, Ericales, Ericaceae.